Molecule: messenger RNA, 2541 nt
Organism: Episyrphus balteatus (marmalade hoverfly)
Lineage: Eukaryota; Metazoa; Arthropoda; Insecta; Diptera; Syrphidae
Product: cytokine receptor-like
Exons: 9
Coding region: 404-2452 (682 amino acids)
Molecular function (GO): protein binding
Source: RefSeq, a predicted model, not a curated record
AUAACAUGGAUAUAUCUACUACAAUAAUUUAAAAAGAGUGAAGAGAGAAGAGUCACAAUCGGAAAAAGGAGAGGGUGAUAAACGUAUCGGCUGUGUAUUUAUUAUUCCUCUUUUCAAUGGAUGAAAUGAAAAUUCUAGGAAUUCUUCUAGGAACUGAAAUUCUGGGAACCUUGAGAGAGCAAGAGCAGUCCAGUAACACAGAUUUAUCAACAACCCGUGAUACAGCUAUAACAAUGGAAGUACAAAAAGGAGAUCAAUUCAACAUAACCUGUUGCUUACAAAAUCAUAGUUCCUGCUUGAAUUUUAAAGAAGAAAAUAAUUAUACCAGUCCUUAUCAGAGAAUAGAAGGUCAGCUCCAAAAGGAAUUGCUCAUUUUGAGUGCGUUGUUUUUAAUUUCCUAAAAAUGGAAUGUACAAUUAAGCCUUACCGUGAAACUAUUUAUACACAAUACAAUAUAUCGGAGAUGAAAAGAAAAGAUAGUCAAUUAGACGUUUUUGAAACAGAUGAUUUUGUAUAUAGAUCUGAUCGUCAAUUCUUUCAUUUUGUUAUAAAUUCAUCAAACAGUCUAGGAUAUCGAAUCGAAAACAAAAUAAUCAACCAAUAUAACAUUGUUAAACCAGAUCUGCCAGUUGUGCAUAUAAAAAAGAUCACCACUAAUAGCGUCACACUUUCUUGGAGCAUACCCAAUUACCAGACAUAUAUUAAAUACACAGACGGUCUUGUUUAUGAAUUCUUUUUAAAAACUAAAAAUUUUGAAUGGUUUAAGAUUAUGCCUGAUAUAAAAAGUUAUAAUGAAUACUUUUGGGUUGAGAUCAAUAAUUUAUUCUCAUAUAUGGAAUAUUCCGUGCAUUUACGAGUAAAGGCUAACAAAACUAUUGAUGAUGACAGAAUGUGGAGUAGAAAAUUUAUAGAAAAUUUUACAACACUAUCCGGACCACCGAAUAAAUCUCCAGAGAUUGAUAUUGGAAGUUUUAGUUUUUACCCAGAAGGAAAAUUUUUGAGUUUAUUCUGGCGGAAAUUACCUGAAUAUGAACAGAAUGGACCAAAUUUUACUUAUAAAAUUACAAGUAUAAAGGAAGAUGGACAAGUUAUAAACCCAACUAUAAUCAUGAAUAAACAUUUAUCUUCUGCUUUAAUCUUCAUUGAAUGGAAAAACACAUCAAAAUACCAAUUCGAAUUAAAGAGUCAAAAUCAAAUGGGAUUUUCGGCGAAUUCAAGUGUUUUGAAAAUAAGUCCACGGCACUUAAAUAUAAGCCAUGAAGAACAAAAGCAAGCAAUAACCAAAAUCUAUCACAAAACAAAUCAAACUUAUACUAUAACCUGGUUAAGGCCGAUUAAUUUUGAUGCCUUGAAUAGUUUUACUCUUUUUUGGUGCGAAGCAAGGACAGGAUCUAAAAAUCAGUGCCAGGGAAGAGUGGAUUUUAAGACACUAGACAAAAGUUCGCUUAACUAUAUGACUGGCCAAUUUAAUACAUCACUCAACUUUGCUUUGUCAGAAAACUAUUAUAAUAACAGUUAUAGCAGUGGAAUGUUGUGGGCUAUGUGUGCUCCAGAUGAUGAAACGAAAAUAUUUUCCAUUUCCAUAGAUAAGGUAACAAAACGUACAGAAAGCACUAUCACAAUUCAUUGGAUUAAAAAAUGCUGGCAUAUGACUUAUAUUGACGGAUACAUUUUGACGUAUUGUGAAGCCAAUUCGAAAAAAUGUGAAGAAAAAAUUGUUCCAAAAGAUGCCAACAAUUACGAGAUAGUCGGUUUGAAAUCAUCUACUUUGUAUAAAAUAACCUUAAGAACGUUUUUGGAGACCACACUUGGACAAAUAAGCGAUUUUGUAAUGGAAGCUACUACAGAAGAAAAUGAUAAGACUAAAAGUAUCAUCACUAUUUGUUUGAGUAUUAUGACUAUUGCAGUAACCCUGGGUUUAUUAUUUUCCUUAAGAAACAAAUGUCGUAAAAUGCAGAAAAUCGGAGUUAUAUUACCAGAAGCGCCUAAAGAAGAUGCAAUAAUACCAACUGAAAAUGAUAGUAAUGGAUUUCUCCUAGAUCAAAAACAAUUGAUCAAAUCGAAAAAUUAUUUAACUACAACGAACAGUGCUCAUAGUAAUGAUAUUAAUGAUCAAAAUUGUUCAUGUUAUCAACCAAUACCAACGAGAGAAAAUAAGAAAAGUAUUAGUACAUCGAUUGAGGAAAAUGAUAUGAUCAGUGAUUCGAAUCAAAAAGCAGAAAAUAGUUAUUCGAAAAUUUCAACUUUCCAAAAUUUAUCUGGUGGAUAUGUUUCACCAUCUUUAAUUUUUACCCAAUUACAGCAAAGAACGGCUACAUCCAACAAAAAUUCCUCGCCUCCUUUGAACGAUGGAGACGAACUCCCUAUGGACUUAACAUCCAUAUAUAACCCGGCAAAUGAUCAAACCACCAAAAUCAAAGAAAAACCUAAAUACUUUAAUGGAUAUAUAUAAAUUGAAAAUAAAUCAUUUAGCAUUCAUAAUACUAAGAAUUAAGAAUGUUGAUUUGACUUGUAUUGAAUAUAUUAAACCUUUAUCUUGCA